UUCAACCCUUGGACACUCCAGAUACCCCUGGAGCCAAAGUCCAAGCCCCCAUAGUCAUCGGCCACAGGAGCCAAGCACCCGCAGCAGGGCUUCCACUGCGAUGCAGCGUUUCAGGCCGAAUCCAGCAGAGGUUGUGGACCUCACUGCUGACGAUGAUGACGAUGAACAUAUCGAUGAAAUUGAGGAAGAUGUGGUUUCAGAAGCUUCCUCCACUCCCCAGGUCACUGCCCAUGCAGAAAUUGUUGUUACCUUGACAGACAGUGACUAUGCAGAGACUGAUGUCACCUUGAGUGACAGUGAAGUGGAGACUGUGACAGAUGGAGAAAGCCAUCAGUCUCCUUCAACCCCUGGACACUCCAGAUACCCCUGGAGCCAAAGUCCAAGCCCCCAUACUCGUCGGCCACAGGAGCCAAGCACCCGCAGCAGGGCUUCCACUGCGAUGCAGCGUUUCAGGCCGAAUCCAGCAGGGGUUGUGGACCUCACUGCUGACGAUGAUGACGAUGGUAAACUGGAGUAGCAGCAG
Molecule: messenger RNA, 523 nt
Organism: Manis pentadactyla (Chinese pangolin)
Lineage: Eukaryota; Metazoa; Chordata; Mammalia; Pholidota; Manidae
Product: E3 ubiquitin-protein ligase Arkadia-like
Exons: 3
Coding region: 101-517 (138 amino acids)
Source: RefSeq, a predicted model, not a curated record